AAUGAAAAGUCAAUGGGAUAAUCACACACACAGGUGUAGGUAACCAUACUCAGGUGUAGAUAAAUCAUCAGGCAUGGGGUAGUCUUUAUAAGGGUGGUUAAAAGGUCACAACUUUGUGGGUUUGUUCGUGAGGAGUUUGAACAGUGAUCAGCAAGAGAGAAAUAUACAGAGUGCAAGAAAGAGUAAGUAGUGAUUAUAAGUGGUGGUUGUGACAGUGAAGUGUGCUUAUCUGUGUUCUAGAGAGGGUUGUAUUGUAGGUUUGUGUGUAUUGUGUGCUAGUGUGUUGUUGUGUCUGUGAGGAUAGGUAGGAGUAGCGAGGAGUAGCAAAGAGUAGGUAGGGAGGAGUAGGAGAGAUAGGGACAGAGUGAACCAAAAAUGGAUCCCAGCAUUGUUAAAGAGGUGCUGGAGUUGAAACUCCACAAUCAGUAUCCUGAGGGGUCAACCAGCCGAGACGAAUUUGUCAUCAAAAGGAGAGCUGACACCUUCAGGAUAAAGGAUGGAGACCUCUACUACAUCUGUCGGCGAAAGAAGAACAAAGCUGAGCACCUUGCCAAAGUGGUCUCCAUUGCAGAUGAAGCAAGUCAGAUCAUCGAGGAGUUUCACACCAGCGAUUUAGGUGGGCACUGUGGGGUGGAAAAAACCCAGUGCCAUAAUUGCCCGCUAUUAUUGGCCUGGCAUGGAGGAUGACAUUCGCCUGUGGAUUGCUCAGUGUCCCCAGUGCCAGGCCAGGAGAGCUAACAUUAAGGAAAAGCGGGAGUAAAAUCCAAUAGAGGUAACCGAGCUUCUCGAACUGGUUGGAAUGGACUUGGCUGCUAACAGACCAAGGCUCAGAAUUUCGCAACAAGGUCAACUACGGUCUGUGUGAGAGGCUGGGCAUCAAGAGGAACCUGUGCUCCCCUUACCAUCCACAGACCAAUGGCCUUGUGGAAUAGCUGAAUGGAACGAUACAGAGGUCCCUGAACAAACUGGUGGCUGAGCACCCCAACCGUUGGGACCAGUAUCUCCAGCCAACCAUGUUUGCCCUGAGGACCAAGAAGCAGCUGACUACACAAUACAGCCCUUAUUACCUGAUGUUUGGGAGGGAGGCCAGGUAUCCCUCAGAGGUCCCAAAUGAGCAUGAAGUGACCGAAGAGAAGGUCUGCAACCUCAUAAAGACAGAGGAGAUCUGCCAGGGACUACGAGAUCAGGCCACAAUCUACAAAGAGGUAAAAGCCAAUAUCGAGGCCAAACAACAAAAGGUCCGCAAGAGGAAGGAGGACAGAGGUCAGGCAGACAAUUUUAAAGUGGGGGACCUUGUUCUGAAGAAAAAUGCGCGGCAGGCCAUGAGAAAAGGGGACAAAUUGGAGGCCAGCUUGGUGGGACCUUUCAAAAUAUCAAAGCUGGAGGAGAACACUGCUCACCUGGUGUCAGAGAGGGGGAAACAAUCAAGAGUCAACACUGACCAUUUGACUCAUUACUUCCAGCCAGAGGAGAGGAUCCCUGCCAAAAUCAAAAAAUUGUCUGAUCCUACUCCUCUGGCUGGUUCCCGCAUUGACCCACCCACCACAUCAGUCACACCCCCAGCAAGGCAAACCACGAGCUGCGAAGCCCAAGGACCUCCACUCAGUGCAGAUAUUUUAAUCAGAGACGUAUGGGCAGGAAGGCGAAGAACCACACUCUGGUCAAGGCUGGGGCCAUAUAAAUUAUAUAUGGAGGACCUCUUGUACCUGGCCCCAGGAAAGGAGUUGGAAAGUCAGCUUGCAGAGCAGAUUUUGCUUGCCCAGCAGAUCCACUAUGCAGUGGACCAGGAGGGUGUGGCCAUGCUAAGGAUGGACAUGGCUAAAGCCCUGCUGGCAAAUACAGGAAACUUCCCGUGAUCUUUUCGAUGGACAAAGAGGAACAAAUUGAGACCCUCCGUGACCUGCAAAGCUAGGAAAGUGACCAUGGUGACGACAAUUCUCCAGCAGAACAUUUCACUUUUGUUUUUGAGAAAAGAAAGGACUAUGGAGGAGUUCUGCACAAAACUCAUGGAUGAAAACAGUUAAAGUUUUUGUCUAA
Molecule: messenger RNA, 2037 nt
Organism: Epinephelus moara (kelp grouper)
Lineage: Eukaryota; Metazoa; Chordata; Actinopteri; Perciformes; Serranidae
Exons: 11
Coding region: 1014-1856 (280 amino acids)
Source: RefSeq, a predicted model, not a curated record